This is a messenger RNA of Pygocentrus nattereri (red-bellied piranha), 2448 nucleotides long. RefSeq names its product E3 ubiquitin-protein ligase TRIM39-like. Gene Ontology annotation, molecular function: protein binding; zinc ion binding. Lineage: Eukaryota; Metazoa; Chordata; Actinopteri; Characiformes; Serrasalmidae. The record is from RefSeq and is a predicted model, not a curated record. Bases 347 to 1756 code for a protein of 469 amino acids. The transcript is spliced from 7 exons.
CACAGUGAGAAUAGAUCAUCUGACUGACUCCUCCUUUUCAAAGCUCCUCCUCCUCUACACCUGCUCUACCUGUUGGAGGAAGUGAACCUCAUCCUGUCUCCUGAUCUUCAUUCUGCUUUCACUCCACUCAGAGACGCCAAUGAGGAGCUUUUAAACAGUGACAGUAUGUGUUUGUUUCUUGCUGUGUGAUUCUGAAAGGAGCUAAAACUCACUCAGUGGGUUGAAGGGCUACGGUGGCUGAUCCUCCACUGAGCUGCUCUGAUCAUUACAGACGUCCUGAAACUGAAAGUGGAGUUUGGACUGAAGGAGCCAUUACAGAGAAACAGCACAGCAGCAGUUGGAGGAAAUGGCUGCUAGAAACCCUCUUUCAGAAGAAGAGCUUUCAUGUCCUGUGUGCUGUGACAUCUUCAGGGAUCCCGUUGUUCUGUCGUGCAGCCACAGUGUGUGUAAAACCUGCCUGCAGAAGUUCUGGGAAACUAAGGGGUCUCGAGAAUGUCCAGUCUGUAGAAGAAGAUCCUCAAAACAAUAUCCUCCUUUUAACCUCGUACUGAAGAACGUGUGUGAGGCUUUUCUAGAGAGCAGGAGUCAGAGAUCUUCAGCAGGGUCUGAGGGGCUCUGCGUUCUGCACAAUGAGAAACUCAAACUCUUCUGUCUGGAUGAUCAGCAGCCUGUGUGUGUGGUGUGUCAGACUUCAAAGAAACACAAAAGUCAUGACCUCUGUCCAGUAGAUGAAGCUGUGACUGAGUUUAAGGAUAAACUCAAGUCUGCUUUGAAGCCUCUACAGAAGAAUCUGAGAGUCUUAGAGGAAGCUAAACGAGACUAUGACCAAACAGCCACCCACAUUAAGACGCAGGCCCAGAACACAGAGAGGCAGAUAAAGGAGGAGUUUGAGAAGCUUCACCAGUUUCUAAGAGAUGAAGAAGCAGCAAGGAUAGCUGCACUGAAGGAGGAAGAGGAGCAGAAGAGUCAGAUGAUGAGGAGGAAGAUUGAGGAGAUGAAUGGAGAAAUCUCAGCUCUUUCAGACACAAUCAGGAACAUAGAGAAGGAGAUGGAGGCUGAGGACGUUCUGUUCUUACAGUCCACAGAGAAACAAGCUCAGCUCACACCAAAGGAUCCAGAGAAGACAUCAGGAGCUCUGAUCAAUGUUGGGAAGCACCUUUCCAACCUGAAGUUCAGAGUGUGGGAGAACAUGCAGGAGGUUCUCCAGUACACCCCUGUUACUCUGGACCCCAACACUGCACAUCCACGCCUCCACCUGUCUGAUGAUCUCACUGCUGUAGAAAACACAAAGCAGAGAUCAUCACUUCCUGAUAAUCCAGAGAGAUUUGAUGAGUAUGUGUCUGUUCUGGGUUCUGAGGGUUUUAACUCAGGGAUUCACUGCUGGGACGUCCAGGUUGGAGACAGUGAUUACUGGGCACUGGGUGUGAUCACAGAGUCUGGAACAAGAAAAGGAGACUCUUUCUGGGGUUCAGUGUGGAGGCUGGGCUACAAGAAAAGCAGUAAUACAAUCUGGAUUCUCUGUCCAGGACAGUCACGUCACUCCUUCAGACCUAAAGAGAAGCCGCAGAGGGUCAGAGUGCAGCUGGACUGGGACAGGGGGACAGUGACCUUCACUGAUCUUCUAACCAACACACACCUGCACACUAUAACAGACACUUUCACUCAGAGAGUUUUACCGCUUUUCUGGAAUCUGUCUGUUCAUCCUCUGAGGAUCUUACCAGUGAAGACGUCAGUAACAGUGGAGCAGCACAGUUAAAGCUGAAGCUGCUUAGAAUGAUCAUUUAUAAGGUAGUGAGUGUCUGAAUUAUGAUCAUAAGAAUAUGUCACUGCAUGUAUAUUUUAAAUAAUGUGUUUGUACCGCUCCAUCCUGACAUGUCUGAGUGAAAUAACAUGCUGGUUUAAAGUGUCACAGAGUGGCUCCUGAUAUCAUGACAGCAUUAGAAACGUUCUCUGAGUGAGAUUUCACUCGUUUUCAGUGGAGAUUUUAUUUCUCCAUCAUCCUGCAUUUUUCUCCAUCAUCAGAUCUUUAAAGCUCUGCUGUGGUUCAGAGAUUCAUAGUAAAAAACCGCCAGUCAGACUUUUGUGGGGUUUGCGCGUGAGAAGAGUCGCUUUUUGAUGAAGGGUGUCAGUCCAGCAAGGUGACCAGUUAUGAGCAGCUCCGUGAAGUCGCUCUGCAGAUCAGCGCAUUGAGCGAUGGGCGUUGAUGGUUCAGGAGCUCAACCUUGACAUUCGCUGUAAGAAGGGAAGGGACAAUGUGGCCGAUGCUCGAUCUCGUUCAUUAGAGUCUCUUUAUUAGACCAACAUGGGAUGUUGUUUGGUGGUGGGAGCGCAGCGUCCUGUGAGCGGAGCUUCCCUUUUCCCUCGCUUUCCCUCAGUGUUCUCAGGUGGACCUUGUUGCUGCGAGACUGACGUCUCGGUUUUCCCGGCGUAUGAUUGGCUGUUCCUGCU